Salvia miltiorrhiza (redroot sage) is the source of this 1641-nucleotide messenger RNA. RefSeq lists its product as uncharacterized. NCBI's taxonomy places the organism in Eukaryota, Viridiplantae, Streptophyta, Magnoliopsida, Lamiales, Lamiaceae. Bases 1 to 1641 code for a protein of 546 amino acids. The transcript has a single exon. The record is from RefSeq and is a predicted model, not a curated record.
AUGACAAACCCAGCAACAGCAAGUGGGCAUCCUCCUUCACCGGUUACUCAAACACCGGAAGUCUCAAAAGAAGUGCUGAAUCCGGCGCCCAUCUCUACCAUCGAGCACUCCGCCGACUCACCGGACGAAAAUCCGGCAAAGCAAGGGGAACCAGCCAAACCCUCAAAUAAACGCAAAAGGAAGGCGGCCGAAGCCCCAAAGCCCAAGCUCAAAGCAGUUCGUAGAUCCAAUCGCAUUCCCACCCAACCUAGGGUUUUAAAGCUUGGACCUCCGAAAAUUGUGCUACUCGACGAAUCCGAAGACGAUGAGCCCCCAGCCAAGCACGCACGCAGAUCUGGUCCAACGGUCGAAACCUCCACCACUGCUGAUGAAGAGUCUGCCGCUCCAACAGAGGAGACCACAGAACCAACGGUUUCUUCUCCGGUGGAAUCUCUUGAUACUCUGCUCAAUGAGACCGAAGCAGAGGUGGCAGCAGAGAAUCCGUCUGAUGACGAGACACCUCUUACAGAGGUAUUGACGAGGCUCAAGCGAAAAUCAAUCCGUGAAGGAAAGAUGAAAGCUACCACCUCAGCUGCGCCCACAACACCGGAGGCCACAGAAUCGGAUGAGGAAGACAUGGAAGUGGAGGACGAGGACCCCGAAGGCUCCGACAUGGAGGUUAGCAAAGCUUUCAAGUCCUUCUUCUACACUGCUGAAGCGGCGAAGUCUUGGCAAAACGUCAAGGAAAUGGAUUGCUAUAGUGAGCGAAACAUUGAGCAAGAUUCCUUCAAAAUGUUCAAUCUUGUGGAGUUUUUUAAGGCUCGCCACUUGUUCCAGUCAGUAACCGAGGUGGAGCCCUUUGUGACAUCGGUGGUACAACUUGUCUACAGCAAUCUGACGGCAGAUCUCGGAAAUCCAAGGUCCAAGAAGUAUGGGAAAAUCUUCUACAAGAACAAGAUCUUCACACUGACUCCUUCAGUCAUCAAUGGCGUCCUUGGCACACCUGAUGUGAAGAUCACAGCGGUGAAAAACAUGGACAAAGUCGCCAAGGUCAUCACUGGAGGGAAAGAACAAAAAUGGUUGAAACCAAUGAAGUCUUCCACCUUGUCAUACCUAUACUCUGCUCUGUUCAAAGUCAUGACUCUGAAUUGGAUAGUGUCAACCAACUCUACCGUGGUCACACAACAGCACGGCAUACUUCUCUACUGCAUUGGAGAAGGGUUGCCAUUCAAUCUGGGUCAGGUUAUCUUCGAUCAGAUCGCUGCUUCAUCUCAAUUAUCUGGUUUGCCGUUUCCCUCUUUGAUUUUCAGGGCCCUCCGGAGUCAAGGCGUAAAGGUAAAGGAUUCUGUCAAAAGAGAAGCCGUCCAUGAGUAUGCUCUCACGAGUAUGCUUUUCAGUGAAGGCAAAGUUGCAGAUCUCCCCUGGGUUAAUCCUAUUGCCGCUCCCACUGUUUCAGACACUACCAUGAUAACAAUCCCAAAGGCAACCUUGCAGGCCCUUUUGCAGCAGAUUGAUGAACUGGAGAACAGUCUACUUCAAGCUCGAAGAAUUCAGGGGGAGUCCUCUUCCAUCUUGAAUCAAGCCAAAGGGCAAUUGACAGCCCUCCUUUCUUCCCAAAAAGGGGGAGGUGAUGCUGAUGCUGCUGAUGGAACAGGGGAAUGA